Dendroctonus ponderosae (mountain pine beetle) is the source of this 744-nucleotide messenger RNA. RefSeq names its product transcription elongation factor SPT4 (gene spt4). Gene Ontology annotation, cellular component: DSIF complex; nucleus. The transcript is spliced from 4 exons. Gene Ontology annotation, molecular function: zinc ion binding; RNA polymerase II complex binding. Bases 133 to 483 code for a protein of 116 amino acids. Lineage: Eukaryota; Metazoa; Arthropoda; Insecta; Coleoptera; Curculionidae. Gene Ontology annotation, biological process: chromatin organization; mRNA processing; regulation of transcription elongation by RNA polymerase II. The record is from RefSeq and is a predicted model, not a curated record.
AAGAAUUUUUCUUUCAUUACAUUUAGGUUAGAAGCGUUGGAGGAUUUAACCUGUGUAUUUUACAUAAAACAAUAUUUUGUACGUUUAAUUACAAAUAGUAAUUGCUCAAGUUAAAGCCUCAAACAGUUGAAAAUGGCGUUAGAUGCUAUACCAAAGGAUCUCAGAGGACUGAGAGCAUGCCUUGUCUGCUCCCUCAUUAAGUCUUUUGAUCAAUUCGAGGACGAUGGAUGCGACAACUGUGACGAGUUUCUCAGAAUGAAGAAUAAUAAAGACAACGUGUAUGAUUGUACCAGUUCCAACUUUGAUGGGAUGAUAGCUAUGAUGAGUCCUGAGGAUAGCUGGGUUGCCAAAUGGCAAAGAAUUAACCGAUUUUGUAAAGGGGUUUACGCGAUUUCAGUAUCGGGUAGGUUGCCAAAUGGCAUUAUCAGAGAGAUGAAAAGUCGAGGAAUAGUUUACAGGCCUAGGGAUACCAGCCAACGAUAAUUAAUUUUUACAAAGUAUUACGUAAUUAAUUGCUAACAAUGUGUGAUCAGGAUUCACUAUUUUUAGAUUAUUGUAGAUUUAUAUAUAUCGAUGUAUGAGUGUAAUUGACGAGUUAAAUUCAAACUUCCUUUCGAAUAUCAUAAUUUGUGGUGAUUCAAUGAAAUAUUAUAUGUAUAUUUGCCAGUAAAUACAGUGGAAUUCUAUAAUUCAUCCAAUAAUUUAAUUUUUAGUCAAAUAUAAUUUCCACAAAACCUAUUGAGA